This is a messenger RNA of Habropoda laboriosa, 1873 nucleotides long. RefSeq lists its product as uncharacterized. Gene Ontology annotation, cellular component: cytosol; proteasome core complex, alpha-subunit complex; nucleus. The transcript has 5 exons. Gene Ontology annotation, biological process: ubiquitin-dependent protein catabolic process. NCBI's taxonomy places the organism in Eukaryota, Metazoa, Arthropoda, Insecta, Hymenoptera, Apidae. Bases 104 to 1873 code for a protein of 589 amino acids. The record is from RefSeq and is a predicted model, not a curated record.
UUAAUGUAACUACAGAGGUUACAUUUAUUAUAAAACAAUUACUAAAUAAAUGUAUUGUUAAUUAAAAAUUGUGUAACAAUUGUGUAACUACAAUAUAUGAAAAAUGAAUAGUGUUGAGGCUUACAUAACUUGCCCAUAUAACAAAUCUCAUCGAAUUCUGAAACACAGAUUUCAAACACAUUUAUAUAAAUGUCGCAAACAACAUCCAGACAUGAAAGUUGUAUGUCUUUACGAUGCAACACAUAUGUUAGAUACAGCAGAAUUUGAGCAUCAUAUGUCUGUGUGCCCAAGCAGUGGAAAUAUAAAAUGUUACCAAAAUGUAUUAGAAGCAGAAAAUAAUGUAGGAACAGUUUCAUUAGAAGAAGCAUGUGCCAUGCAGACUAAUACACUGGAUGAGGACUGGUCUGGAAAUUGUGUAGCAUAUGAUCCAUUAACUGCAUCAGAAACAAAAAAUGUAAUUAGAACAACAGUUGGUUUGUCAAAAUCAAUGAGGAAACAAUUUAAACAACGUGAAAGAGAUAGAAUGUCAUCUCUGCAAACUACUAGUUAUAAUAACAGUAGUAAUGAAAUCAAUAUACUAGAAAAGCAAACAUACUCUGAACAACCAUUACGGAAGCCUAAAAAUGCUGCUAAAGCAAUAUCGUGUGUUCAAAGUUCUUCUACUGAUGAUUUGGCUUCUAAAGUGGAGGAACUUUCUAUAAAAAAGAAUAAUUCUUUAACAAAUAAGAAUGUUUCUAAAGAUAAACAGAAUGUUUCUAAUAAAGAAAACAAUGCUAUUACAAUAUGUCGAAAUAUUUUUGCGACUGAAGAAAAUAUAUCAGAAGUAAAGGGUGACUAUAAAAUGAAUACUUUUAUUUCUCAAAAGAAUGAGUCUGAAAAACAAGAAAAUUAUAAGAAAACUUCUAUUCAAACAGGUGAUUUUAAAAAGAAUGAUUUUGAAUCUUUGAAAACACUUCAAAUAAAACCAAAGAUUGCAAAUAAUUUGUAUGGUGAAGUAAGGAAAAUUAGUACUGGAAGAGGAUUUACUAUAGCUUAUAAAAAUUUGAACUCGAGCAUUCUAAAAAGUGAAAAAGACAAUGAAAAUUCAAAGGACCUCAGCUCUGCACGUCGAUAUGAUACACGUACAACAAUUUUUUCUCCUGAGGGUCGUCUUUACCAAGUUGAAUAUGCAAUGGAAGCUAUCAGCCAUGCAGGUACUUGCUUAGGCAUCUUAGCAAGUGAUGGUAUUCUGCUUGUAGCAGAGAGACGCAAUAUAAAUAAACUGUUAGAUGAAGUUUAUUAUUCUGAAAAGAUUUACAAACUCAAUGAAGACAUUGUAUGUUCUGUUGCUGGUAUCACUUCUGAUGCUAAUGUCUUAACAAAUGAAUUGCGUCUUAUCGCGCAACGUUACUUGCUGAAAUAUGGAGAACCAAUUCCUUGUGAACAACUUGUUUCUUGGCUUUGUGAUAUAAAACAAGCAUAUACACAGUAUGGUGGAAAAAGGCCUUUUGGUGUUUCUAUUCUGUACAUGGGAUGGGAUAAGCAUUAUGGAUAUCAACUGUAUCAAUCAGAUCCAAGUGGAAAUUAUGGAGGAUGGAAAGCAACUUGCAUUGGACAUAAUUCUGCUGCUGCUGUAUCAUCAUUAAAGCAGGAAUAUGAUAAUAAUAAUAUUACAUUAGAUGAAGCCAAAGCAUUAGCUAUAAAAGUGCUUUCCAAGACUUUAGAUCUCAAUAAAUUAUCAGGAGAUAAAGUGGAGAUGGUUACCCUAACAAGAGAAAAUGAUAAAACUGUUACAAGGAUUCUUCCUACGAGUGAAGUUGAUGCUUUAAUUGCAAAGCACGAUCGUUCAGAAGCAGUUGCUGAACAAGCCAAGAAAGAAAAGCAAAAGUUGUAG